Molecule: messenger RNA, 783 nt
Organism: Rotaria sp. Silwood2
Lineage: Eukaryota; Metazoa; Rotifera; Eurotatoria; Philodinida; Philodinidae
Source: the annotation of a GenBank genome assembly
AUGUCUCAAGAGCAACGCCUCCAUGAUAAUUCAAAUGAUGAUGAUGAAAUGAAUAAUCAACAUCAAAUGGAGUAUACAAUUGCAUCUGAUAAUUUAGAAUUUGUUCCAACGAUACUUAAAAUAAAACAAAUGAUUCUUCUUCGACACAGUGAUUUUAUUAAUUUACUCAAUGAAUUUAACAAUACAUUAGAAACGUUUACAGGAGAUCAACCAUACUAUUUACGAUUUACUGUUGUACCACAUUCUGAUUCGAAUAUUUUUUGGAAAGCACUUAUUCGUAUAACAUGUUCAAAAAUUUCAAGAGUAGAUCAAACUAAAUUGAAUGAAACUGUUUUAAACUUACAACAAUUCUUAUCUGUACAUCAAUCAUUAUGUCAACAAAUAGCGAUAUUACAAAAAUGUUCAUCAUCAACAUUAUAUAAUUCAUCAUCAACAGAUCAAAAUAAUUCAUCAUUUUCAACAGCAAAAUUAUCUUUUAAUGCACCUAACGAUAAUGAAUGUUGUAUUUGUAUGGAUCGUAAACCAAAUUUAGUUUUGCCUUGUACACAUAGAUUUUGUGAUGAAUGUUUUCAUCAAUGGUCUUCACAAACAUCGCCUACAUCAUCUCAAACAUGUCCAUUAUGUCGUGUUGAUGUUAAUAGUGAUAGUGGUUUUGUACUUGCUGAAACACCAAGAUAUGAUAAUGUUAAAAAGAUGCUUACAGAAUCAAUACUAUCAUUACCAGGUGAUUUAAAAAAUCGUGCUAAUGAUAAAACAUCAAUGACCAGAAGCUAUCGCGAAUGA